Molecule: messenger RNA, 939 nt
Organism: Ustilago hordei
Lineage: Eukaryota; Fungi; Basidiomycota; Ustilaginomycetes; Ustilaginales; Ustilaginaceae
Product: putative transposase
Exons: 2
Coding region: 1-939 (312 amino acids)
Molecular function (GO): nucleic acid binding
Source: RefSeq, a predicted model, not a curated record
AUGCCAAAAACCACCCCAGAGAGGUGCCAAUUGGCACUCUUUCACAUCCAAAAUGGUGAAUCUAUCUGUUCAGUUGCAGAACAACUUGGUAUGAGCAAGUCUACAGUGAAUUGCAUCAGCAAAAGCACCUCUGCUGAUGUUCCAAAGUCAAAGGGCAGCCAGCUGAGAAAACUCCAGCCUCAUCAUGUUUGCUUCCUGGAUCACUAUUUUGAGCUCAAUUCAAUGUCCACAGUCAGGAAAGCAUGUCAUGCACUGCAGGAGAUGUUUCAAAUCAAAGCAUGCCCAACCACAGUAAGAAAAGCACUUCAUUACUGUCAUUACAAAGCACAAAGGUUAGUGAAAAAACUGAAGCUACUCAAGAGACAUUGCAAAGCCUGUUUCAAAUUUGCUAAUGAGCACAAGGACAUGACUGUUGAGGAUUGGAAGAAUGUGGUAUGGUCCAAUGAGACAAAGAUCAACUUCUUUGGACCAGAUGGUAAGCAGUUCUGUUGGAUUAAGAAUUCUGGCUUCAACAGCAAGCUUGUCAGGCCAAUGGUCAAGUUUGGCAGUGGCUCCAUCAUGAUCUGGGGCUGUAUGAUGUGGGAAGGGGUGGGAGAUUUGCAGCUUCAGCAUGCAUACACUGACAUCACAUUUCAGCAAGACAAUGACCUGAAACACAUGUCGAAGAAGACAAUAACAUGGUUGGAAAGUAAUAGCAUUAAGGUUAUGCAAUGGCUGGCACAGUCACUGGACUUAAACCCAAUUGAACACCUCUGGCACCAUCUCAAAAUGCAACUUUCACAGUAUAGUACAAUUGCAAAGUCCAGGGAUGAACUGCUCAAGAGAUGUGAAGCUGAAUGGAAAGUGAUCACUCCAGAGACAUGUAGGAUGCUAAUAGAGAGCAUGCCAGACCACAUCAAGGUGGUUCUGAAGGCCAAAGGAGGGAUUACAAAGUACUAA